Messenger RNA from Dovyalis caffra, 270 nucleotides. Lineage: Eukaryota; Viridiplantae; Streptophyta; Magnoliopsida; Malpighiales; Salicaceae. The record is from the annotation of a GenBank genome assembly.
AUGUUGGACUUUUUCGAAAUAUGUAAGUCGAAGAAGGGACAGAAAGUGUUUGUAUCUGCUGCUUGUGGAUCGGUUGGAAAUUUGGUGGGUCAAUACGCAAAAAUAUCAGGCUGCUAUGCGGUAGGAAGUGCUGGAAGCAACGAUAAGGUAGCAUUGCUCAAGGAGAAGCUUGGUUUUGAUGAUGCAUUCAAUUACAAAGAAGAAACCGAUCGAUUUGAAGUCCACACUCGAAAGGUCAGCAAGAUUGAAAGUAAAACGUUAAGCUUAUAA